AUGGCAGCGCUGCUGCAGCAGCUGGGCGGGCCCGGCGGCCUGCCGCUGCUGUGCCAGCUGGCGGGGGAGGUUGCAGCGGCAGCGGCGACCGCGGCCCAAGAUAGCACUGCGGCGGGAGCUGCCCAAAGCAGCAGCAGCUUUGGCGCACAGUGCUGGGCCUGCCGCGCCGCUGAGGCGCUGCUGCGCCUGGCGCCGUUGCUGGCGAGCCAGCCGGCGCAGGAGACGGAUUCUUUCGGCGCCAGCUGGCGCAGCAUGGGUGCACUGGUGGCAGCGGCGGGCGGCGCCGACGCGCUGCUGAUGUCCAGAUCUGACGGCUUGGACACGGAGGCUCUCUGCGUGGCGCUGGCCAUGCUAUUGCCCAAGGUGGUGGCAUCCCUGCUGUUCAUCUCCGACUGGGAGGCGGCGGCUUCGCCGGGCAACGCGCUCGCCAGCUUCCACGCCCUGCUGUCCGCCUGCCAGCUCACCCACACAAUGGAGCCGCACCUGCGCCCCUCCAGCACGGCGGCAGCUGGCAGCGGCGGCGCUGCGGCAGGGGCGCCGGCAGCUGGCAGCUGCGCGGCAGCUCCAGACCCGUCGCCGGCAGGCGGGCAGGCGCCAAUCGUGUUUGAGUCCACAGCUGUGUCCCUGGGAUGUUGCCUAUCUCAGUCCACGAUGCAUACAUACGCGCUGAGCCACACCAUGAUGGGGCGGCUGCCCGCCAACGAGCAGGGCCCCUAUGCCAGGCGGCUGGAGUGCUGCCUGCUUCUGUUCCUGGGCACCCUAUCGGCGCUCCCGCUCCCUCCCGGCACCGUCCAGAGCGGGGUGGAUCGAAAGCGCUGUGUGAUGCUGAACGUGCUGCUGAAGGCCGAAGAGCAGGCGCUGGCCUCGCUCUGGCGCCUGCUGCUGGGAACCGCCAGCGCGGCGGCCGCCGGCAUGGAUACGCUUUCCCUGCUGGCAGAGGUGGCCUGUCGGGGCCUGCGGGGCUUAUGUGCGCCCGGCGGCGGCGGUGCCAACCUUGAUGACUGGGAUGCCCCACUGUACAUGCUGAACCUGGUGGCUAACGUGGAGCCAGCCGUGCUGCCACGGCUGGUGAAGCUCAGGGCACUGAUGCGCAUGCUGUGCGCGUCUGGCGCAGCGCUGGCGGAGGCCGCCAGCUGGCAGGCGCCGCAGGGCAAGACGCAUUACCGGUGCCUGCUGCUCCUGCUGCGCCAGCUGGCGCCCCACCUGCAAGUGGACCCUUCGAAGCGGGGUGAUGUGCGGCUGUGUGUGGAGGGGCUGGCUUCGGAAGAUGGGCAGCGCCGCAGGCAGGCUCUGCCGCUGUUUGCCUCGCUGGUUGGGGAGCAGCAGGAGGAGCAGCCAGCUGCAGGCGACGGCGCCUCACCACGAAGGCAGCCCCUUGGCCCCGAGGGAGAGCAGCUGGCGGUGCGGCGGGCACGGGCGCUGGCGGUGCUCAAGUGCGCCAACCCGCGGUGCAGCAGGCUGGCGGGCGCCAGCGAGGCGGCAGCCCCCAGGGGACGCCUCUGCUCCGGCUGCCGCACAGUGCGCUUCUGCAGCGAGGCGUGCAGCCGGCAGGAGUGGCCGCAGCACCGGGCAGCCUGCAGGCUGCUGCGGGCUGCGUCGCACAACGGCUGA
Molecule: messenger RNA, 1611 nt
Organism: Chlorella variabilis
Lineage: Eukaryota; Viridiplantae; Chlorophyta; Trebouxiophyceae; Chlorellales; Chlorellaceae
Exons: 5
Coding region: 1-1611 (536 amino acids)
Source: RefSeq, a predicted model, not a curated record